Messenger RNA from Paramecium sonneborni, 1172 nucleotides. The record is from the annotation of a GenBank genome assembly. NCBI's taxonomy places the organism in Eukaryota, Ciliophora, Oligohymenophorea, Peniculida, Parameciidae.
AUUCAUGAGUAAAAAAGCAGAAAAAAAGAAAUAAGAAAAAAUAAUAGAAGACAGAACAUUUGGACUAAAAAACAAAAAUAAAAGCAAACAAGUUUAAAAGUAUAUGAGAUAAAAAUAAUUAUUAGUUUCUGUAAAGGAGUUGCUUCACAAGUAAAAUAUAGUGGUGUUUCAUUAACAAAAUUAUAGUCAGAAGAGUUUGAAAGGAAAAAAUUAGAAAAAUAAUUGGAAGAGGAGGAUAGAUUAAUGUAAUCUUUGUACAAAACAGUUGAAUAAGUUAGAGAUGAAGAAUCUGAAGAAGAAGUAGAUCCAAAAUCAAUAUUGUGCGAAUAUUAUAAAUAAGGUAGAAAUAUAAUAAAAAUGAAUAGGUUUAUGUUAGAAAGGUAAGAAGUGUAUGUACUCACAUGAUAUGAGUUUAGAGUAAAAGACAGCAAUAAUUGAUUUGUAUACAGAUUAAAGAUAAUAAUUAACAGAUGAAUGGGAUACAUGUUAAACUUGGGAUGAAAAGACAUUAAAGGAUAUAGUUGAAGCUAAUGAGAAAACAUAUAAAAGGUAUAUAGAUGAUAAAAUAAUAUUUUAUAGUUAAAUUCCAUCAGCCAAAGUAUGUGAUUUCUUUUUAGAUGCAUUAGAAAAAGGUAAAUAUGGAUGGAGAUGGGUUUGUCCAAAUGGUAUGACAUGCCAUUAUAAACAUUGUUUACCAUAAGGUUAUGUUUUUAGAAGAAAAGAAGAAAUUAAAUAAAAAUUUGAUGGAGAUAUUGAAGAAGAAAUUGAUGAAGAAAUUUAAAAAUUAUAAAAAGGAGGAACUAAAAUUACCAAAGAAGUAUUUGAAAAAUGGAAAAUUGAUAGAGCUGAAAAAAAAAAAUAAGAUGCUGAAAAAUUAAAAUAAGAAGAAUCAAAGAAGAAAGGUUUAAAUUAUUUAUUUAAUCUUAGGUGCUAAAUAAACUGGAAGUAAUGCUCAAAUGACUGGAAGAGCACUUUUUGUUUAUGAUCCAAGUUUAUUCGUAGAUGAUGAUGAAGCAGAAAAAGAAUAUGAAAGAGAGGAAUAAAUUGAAGAAAAUGAUGAAGAAGAUGAAGAAGAUAAUGAAAACAAAUAAAAAUUAUAUGAAGGGGAUGAUAAUCAACAACAAAAUCAAGAUGAAGAUGAUGAUUAAUAAUUUAAGUAACAACAAUCAUGA